CUGGUCAUUCGGAGGUCCUCGGCCAUUAUUUUCAAAAACAACCUCGGAUGUAUUUGGACGGUUUACAUACUCAAAAAGUGGUACGUUUAAGUCCGCUGCAAAUAGAUCGCGUAGUAAUCUGAAUUAGUUGUUAAACUUUAUGACUUAACUCUUGGGAAUCUUAAUCAUGUUUGCAAUAAUACACUUCACUGGCAAUCAAUUUAAACUGAGAGCAAUGAAUACAACUCUUAAACACUACAUUUAAUUAAUGAUAUUAUUCAAAAAUUUACGGACUUCUUCAACUGAUGUACCGGCAUACAUCCGAGGUUGUUUUCGAAAAAAUGGCCGAGGAGUUCCGAAUGGGUCCUGGUUCCUGGUUAUCUCUCUUUGACUAAUCUACUAGCUGGGUACCAAAUAAUCAGUGUUAUUAGACAUGUGAACCUUUGGCAACGACAGAGAGGUGUCACCUGCAUUCUUGCAUGGAAACAGCACCAGUCAUACGUGGCCAUUCUCUGCUGUGGCAGAAAUUAUUGACAAUGCGUAUGAUCCUGAUGUGAAUGCCUCCGAGAUCAGGAUCGACAAGCGGGUGAUCGGGACAACUGAAUGUCUUGCCUUUGUAGAUGAUGGGAACGGCAUGAGCCAGGAGAAGUUGCAUAAGAUGCUCAGCUUUGGUUUCUGUGAGAAGGUUCAAGUGGGUAAGGUCAGCCCUAUCGGUUACUAUGGUAAUGGUUUCAAGUCCGGAUCCAUGCGGCUGGGUACAGAUGCGCUCGUGUUCACACGGUGUAUGGGGUCGACCAGUGUGGGAUUUCUGUCACAGACAUACCUCAAGGCCAUUGGAGCUGACUCAGUGUUGGUUCCCAUAGUAACAUGGAACAUAAGUGGGACAAACCAGUUGAUCCGCAAGCCUAGCCCGGAGAGUGACAUAAACCUAAAGGCCAUUCUCUCCUACUCGGUUUUCAAAACAGAGAAAAGGAUCCUCUGUGAGCUGAGGGCUCUCGAGAAAAAUAGAACAGGAACACACAUCAUCAUCUUCAACUUAAAGAAAGACAGGUUUGGUAACCUGGAGCUGGACUUCAGCUCUGACAAGAAUGACAUCCGGAACCCCGAGACGCCACUCAGAGAUCUCACCACAAUCAACCGACCUGUCUACAACGACUCACCGGAGUACAGACGCUCACUCAGGCAAUACUGCAGUAUACUGUACCUGAAGCCGCGUAUGAAGAUCAUGCUACGAGGAAACAAGGUUCAUACAAAACUCAUCAGUAAAUGUCUGUCACAAACAGAGAGGGAUGUCUACAAACCCACAUGGCUUGACAAACCUAUAAAGCUGAUAUUUGGAUUUACGAACAACAAAGAGCCAGAUUCCUACGGCCUCAUGCUGUACCACAAGAACAGGCUAAUCAGGGCUUAUGAGAGAGUCGGCUGUCAAAAACAGGCAAAUACCCAUGGUGUUGGGGUGCUAGGUGUGGUGGAGGUCAACUUUUUGGAGCCAAUCCACAACAAACAGGAGUUUAACCGCACAGACAAGUACCUGGCGUUCAUGCAGAAUGCAGGCGGCAAGUUAAACGAUUACUUCUUUGAAAAGACCAAUUCUCAGAAUCCAAGUGCUUCACAGCCCGCGUCCUCUCAACUUCCAGACUGGACGUGGGCACAGUGCGAUAAUUGUCUGAGGUGGAGGAGACUUCCUGCCGGGAUCUCUGCUGAUUCUUUGCCUGACAAGUGGUUCUGCAAAGAUAACCCUGACGCCACCUUUAAUCGCUGUGACAUUCAGGAAGAGCCGGAAGAUGAAAAUCAGGCUUUGAUGCCUACAUAUACAAAGACGUAUAAGAAAACCAUGAGAGAGAAAGAAAAACAAGCCAAACAAGAAGAGGCACGUAAGUUGAAGCAGAAGGAAGAAGCCCUUGCAAAGAAAGAGGCAUUGUUGAAGAAGAAAGCUGAUGAGAUCUCAAGACAGCAGGAGGAACUGGCAUGCCAGGAGAAAAUUAGCCUUCAGGAGAAAACCAUCCUACAGUUUGAGAAACAGAAACUGGCCAUUAAAGAGAAGUCCACCGCCUUGAUCCGAAUUGCUCGGUCACUAGAGAUCACCAACUCCCAGAGUAGAACCCUGGUUGAGAAAGCGCAAAAUCUGGCAGGCCAGAGCAGCUUAGCAGUUAGCAGCAGCAGUACAUCAAACCCUGCGAAGAGGAAAAGUGAUGACGAGGAUGGAAGCAAUGAGAGGUGCACAAAAAUAAAGACGGAGGAUGGAGGCUUUAUAACCGUUCCAAAUGCAGGGGGUGAUGCUGGACUCAUAGACCUUAAAAUGGAAGAAGAGGAUCUAGAGGAAACUGGAGCAACUACAAAAACUCCGUGGAAAACGAAGCUUUCCGCACCUCAUCCUAAAACUUGUAAUGAAAGUGCGAACAAGAAAAUGGGUUCAGCUGGUAAUGCGGAUUCUGAAGAUUCAUCUAACAAAUCGGAUGAAAGUGAUAAGACAUCAAAGAAAACAUCAGGAACUAAGACAGACAAGAAUGUGGAUAAAGAGAACAAGAAAUACUCUGAUAAAGAGACAGAAGGGACUGCUGUGGAGGCGGAAGGUAAUGGAUACUUGGAGAUAAAUGAUGAUGAUGUCAAACCUGAUAAAGAGAAACUAGAUAAAACAGUCUACAAAGAUGAGAAAACAGAUUCCAAAGCUAAGAAAGAGGUUGACAUGAAGGAAAGGAAUGUUGAGGUUACAUUGAAGAAUAAUGGAGUUAAGAAAGAGUUUAAGAGUGCACAUGUACAGACUGUCCCAGUUAUUUCAAAUUUGGCUAGUCCGGAAGAAGUGGAUUCACUUAGCCUGUGUGCGGUGGUACAAAAACAGAUGUUGCUUGUGAAAGAAAGAGAGCUGUCGGAAACAAAGAAAAGUCUGACAAGUUUGCAGUCGAACAUUUGGAAGCUGCUCAAAAUUAUCGCCAGUGACUUGGAUUAUGGUGAUCCGGAAAAUAUUGAGCAAAUUAUUGUGGAAUUUAUUCGAGUGAGCAGUGAAAAAGAUGCUUCAGAGGAAACUGAUAAAAAAAACAGACACUGAUAAAGGCAAAAAGAGAAAAAAAUCAACAUCUGAUGCUGAAUGAUUCUUAGGCUUAUUAAUAAUGUUGCAUAUGAUCAGUAUUUGUGCUCUGUCUUGAAUUUAAAUGUAUUCCAUCCACAUUUUUGAGGGCAAGGUAAGGCCUAAAAAAAACAUUACUUCUGGGUCGGGUUACAUGAGACUACUGUCUUAAUAGGCGCCAACCCUACGGUUUUCAUAGUCUGUUGAUUUUCUUUUUUUGGAGUGAGUGAGUUUUAAUGCUGAAUAAAAACCUUUAAAGCUUUAUACAGAAGAUUACUUUAACGCUAUUCCCAAAUGAUGACAUUCUUGCAUAAAUCUUACUGUUUUUUUUAAAGGAUGUAGCCCUAACCAAAAGUCAUGUCUUUUUAUGCCAUACAUAGUAUGUAUUCUAAUUGUGACAUACAAGGUCAUAAAGUUAAUAAGACCAUAUAAGACAUUGCAAAAUAGAGUAUUUUAUUGCAUGAACCACCUGUUGCCUGGAUAAUUUGGCUGCCUAUUCAAAGCAGUGGGAUCAUUAUUCGAAUUGUCUGAGAAUGAAGAAUCUUUGUAGCGAUAUUUUUGUUACAUCAAGCUAAAAACAGUAUGCCAGAAAAGGUCUUUAAGGGUAAUGCACCUUUUUGAGGAUUUGAACGUCUGUGUGGUGGUGAAUGGAAUAAUGAAAACAACUGUUAAUUACGCUGUUUAUAUCUUCUUAUUGAUAAUACUAUACAUGUAUUAAGUUUAUGUGUUAAGUUUGUAAAUAUACAUGUAUGUAAAAUUUUAAGAGCCACAGAGCUUAUUCACCAAAUUGUUGCUGCAACUAUAUACAUAUUGUUGAGGGUAAACCAAGUCUUAUAGCAAGAUUUACUUUUAAAAAAUAUGUUUUAUAUCUAUUGUAUGUAGCACUACAUAUCUAAAGUUCCAUAAUAACCAAUAAUGACCUUUUUGUGUGACAGUUCGAUGUUUAAACAAAAAAUAUCAGUCCCCAUAAAUAUGACAUUGUUUGUUCAGGUUAUCAUUGUUUAGCUGAUAGAAAUUGAAAUAUACCAUUUUAAUUGUGUUCAAAAUUGUUUAAUAAUUAUCAAAAUAUGUGUUCUUGUUUAUUUCUUAAGGUGUGAAUUAAGUUGCUCCAUCUACAUUUAAAUAAUUCCUAUCACAAUUUUAAAGGUGCCUGUUUCCAGUUAUUUUAUAAGGUUUCUUUUCUUACUGCAAUUAUAUCAGCAUGUCUGCCUCUGUUAAGAAAUUAAAGUCUGCCAUGUACAUACGAUACUGAUUUUAAAUGUAAUCACAUGCAAAAUUUGUUGUCAAGAUGAAACUGAGGUCUUAAACAGGAUUGCUCUCUUGCCACCCAUUUGACUGACCCGAGAAUUCCUCGUAUCUAUUCCCUUCUGUAUAUUAUUCAAGUCUGUGAUGUGUAUAUUUUGAAUUUUUAGAUUUUGUUUUGCUUCUUUCUUUUGUAUUGUUUUGUCUUAAUUUGUACAGCAUUCUAAAAUGAAAGUCUGAGCUCCAAAUUAGGUGCGCAUAUGCAUGAAUAUGCAUUGAUAAAAUUCAAAACACAAUGGAUAUUGAACGUUCGCAUAAGAAAACCGGACUGGGUUCAGUCAAAACUCCCUUCUAAUCGAUUGGCAUUGUUAAACAACAACAAUAGGUUCUGUACAGCGCUUAAGUUGUGAGUCAAUGGUGUUGUCAUUAAACCAGUCCCUGGAACUUCUAUAUUUAUAUAUUAUAUAUAGGAUGGAUAAAAUAUGCUUUCUUUUUUGUAUGUCUUGGUCCAGCAAAUAAGUACAAUAUGAAAAAUUACGAACUAAAGUCUUGAUUGAUAAAAAAGUAUCGAACAUAUUUCUUGGGAAAUUGACUCAGUACAAAACUCUGCUUUUUAAUGUCAUUCUUUAUAGUUUCACCUGACAAUCAAAUUCCUGGUUUCAGUAUGUUUGUGCUAAAAGUGAUGUCAUGAAUUUCCAUGGCAAUUAACAAAUUUAGACUUGGGUGAUUAAGCCUACAAUCUUACACUUCUGCUUGGCAUAAAAAAAUCAACGUUCCGUGCUGAAGAAAAUCGAAAAUUUGAGCAACUAUCAAAUUUGCCAAGUAUCAUGUAUGAUAGACUUAUGCAUAAUGUUUCACUUUUAAGUAUAGGCAAAAUUAAGAGCAGCAUCAACCACAAAUCAUUGAAUGAUAGAUUAUGUUAAGCUGUUAAAAGAUAUUAAGAUGUUUUUAGUAGAUAAACCCUAACAAAAGCAGUUUAAUUUGUGUUAUUAUUGUUGACUUUUUGUUGUGUCUGUGAAGUUAAAGCUGCACUCUCACAGAUUGACAGUCUAGACUUUUCUUAUUUGUUUGUAUCAGAAUCAGCUGAUUUUGGGAUCAAUGCCUUCAAUUCAUUUAUUUAAGAUAACUCACAAAAGAACAGAUCUCGAUCGUUUGGAAAACUACCAAAAUACUUAUUUUUCUUAAAGCGUUCCUAACGCUUUUAACCAUAAAACAUCAACUUUCAAGCCUAAAUAUGAACAAUUAUUGUGACUUGAUCUUUUGUCAGCAGUCAUAUAUCACUGUUGUUGAGACAUUUGUAAAAAAAAUGGCUCAUUAUAUAUAAAAAAAAAGUUGUCAAAAUUGUCAAUCUGUGAGAAUGCAGCUUUCAGAAAAUAGUAUUAAAAGCUUAAAUUUAUUUUAUGUUUAGCAGUUAUCUUUCUUUGAAAUGAUCAUCAUGAAGUUAAUAUUGUUGUACAGUUAAUAAAAUAUUAAUGGUUAUGACAGUUAGCUUCUAAAUGUAUUCUAUUUAUAUCUGCAUGUCAUAUGAUGUUCUGACAUCUUGUUAAAAACUAAAGUAUAUUUAGUAUAAAAAAAAUACGGGUAUAGUUUGUGAUCAUUGUAAAUUAAUUUGUCAUUUGAACCUUUUAAAGAGACUUUGGUCCUGUGUGACAGUCAUUAGCAUUACUGUUUGAGGUUUGUUUUUAGGGUGAGACUUGGUUUAGUGUCUGGCUUUUACCCAAAGGUCUUGGUUCUCAGCCCGACCAAAGGAACAAAUACCACCAAAAAAAUCAUCCACACUUAUAUAUCAAGAAGCAUUAUUAUUUAAACAAGACAUAACCUUUUUAAUAUCAUUAUUGUUUUAUUUGGAUUUAAAGGGACUAGACACCAGAAGAUACCAUUGCAAUAAAAAAGAGAAAAUUUAAAAAAUGUAAAAAACUUACAUACUGAUGUAUCGCAUCACUUAUGACACAUGUAUCUUAUGCAGUUGUUGUGUUUGUUUCCAAUUUGAAUAUUUACUGGGUUUAUCUACCACAUGCUAUAUACACUAAAUAUUCUUUCAGUCAUGUAAAAUGAUGUAUUUGGUUUGUAUUUGAUGCUUCAUACUGAUUAGUAAUGUUCAUUCUAGGGUUGAUUUGAGAAUAUACUGUAUUUGCCAUCUGGUGUCUAGUCCCUUUAAAGCGCUUUAAUUAAUAUCUUUGAAAGAAUGUAAACAAAACAAUUCACAACGUGUUUUGAAAGGUUAGAAACUAUAAUGGACAGGAAAAGUACAUUUCCAAAUAUGGUCACAGAUUUAAAGUAGUUAAAAAAAACUGUGAUGUUAAAAUUCUUAAUGAUUAAGCAUAUUUUUUUAUACAGGCCAAUGAGGUGUUUCAUUUGCUGGCAAGGUUGUCUACUAAAACUGUUUUCAAAGUAUUCUGAAAUGUAUAUGUCAUAAAUGAACACCAGGACCUAUCAUUCUAAAUUUCUCACAAAUGAUCAUAAAUCACCCCUCAUAUCAACCAUGAUCUACAUUUAAUAAACACUGUUCAUUUGUUUUUCAUUCAAGAUUAACUAUUUUUGGAAAACUUCACCUCUGCAUAAAACCAUAUUGCACUUAACUGCCUGUUAAAUAAUGUUCAUGUGUCUAACAUGUACACCACAUUUCGUUCUAGUAACCCUGACCUUGUUCCUGUAUUCCAUGUCAGAUGUUUGCACUAUGUGCAAUCAUGGAUUAUGAAUGCUGCUAUAUACUAGGCCGAUCUUAGUUAAUUUCAUGUUUGUCAUUCGCACAGUAUUGUAGGUGUUUACCUUCGUUUGAGAUGAAGUUGAAGGUCUUAUAGUUUGUGUUUAGUUGAUUGCGUUUAUAAUUGUUUAACUCAUACACUACUGUAUGAUACAAAUAAGCAUAGUCCUUUGUUUGAUGACAUGUGUUUAAUAUUGUUUUACACAUACACUAUGGUACAAGUAGUUCUUGUUUGUGUUGUUUUUUUUCAGUUGCUGGUUUUUCAGGAAAAAGGAACAAGAAAUUUUCACUCCAAACUGAAAUCCUAAUAUCCAAUGAGACACAUCCGGGGUUCUGAAGUUCAGAGUUAAUCCUGAAAAUUAGGAUUGAGAGAUUUUAUCUUCAGACUAAUAUACAGUUGUAAAGAUUUUAACUUGAAAUUAAUCUGAAUGAUUCUUGAAACGAUUUCAAAAGGGGUCUAAGCUCCUUUAACCUGCUUUGGUCAUGAAACCCUCACAGGUAUAUGUAUAUAUAUAAUUCAAACAGACCCCAGGCUGUUUUGCAGGAUUGACAAAUAUUAGUUGUUAGAUGCCCAGUGGAAACCAUUAAAAACUAUCCAGUCAGAUAGUCAAAAGUCAUUUUUAAUUAUGUUAAAUGAUUAUAACAAAGAUUCAAUCCCCACCAGUGGUAGCUUAUUUUUGCUCCUCAAAAUGGACGCCAGUACUGGUUUCGCCCAGAAAAGGUUCAAUACCCAUCAGGGUGCCUUCAAAUGGCCUCUCAAAAUAGACGCCAGUACUGGUUUCGCCCAGGAAACGGACUCUCAGCUGUCCGCUUUCAUCUCAAUCAAGCUAAAAGAAAUUAGUGUAAACUAAAACUGAAGAACACAAACGGGACCAGAAUGCAUAACAUGGUAAUUAAGUGUUGUUGGCCUUAUCAUGUACUGAGCACUAGGUCAUCCUGCUGAAAUCGUGUAAAUAUUAUUCACUGUACUGCUAUUGUUUUCAUUUGAUUAUCCAUAUUGUACUUCAGAGGUAACACAACCUUGUUUGUAACCUACUUACACAAUCUAUAUGUUUGCUAUUUAUAAGAAAACGAUCAAAGAUCAUCGGCUAGACAUUUCGACUUUGGAUCAUUAUUAUAUAGCAUGAUAUUUGAUUCACACAUGUAUAUAGUAAUCGUUUUUGUAUCCAAUUAAGACUGUAUUCAUAGUUACCACUCGUAAAAUAUUGUUAGUUUAUUAAAAUGUGAAAACAUC
This is a messenger RNA of Mya arenaria, 8223 nucleotides long. RefSeq names its product MORC family CW-type zinc finger protein 3-like. Gene Ontology annotation, molecular function: zinc ion binding; ATP hydrolysis activity. The record is from RefSeq and is a predicted model, not a curated record. Gene Ontology annotation, cellular component: nucleus. The coding region runs from base 614 to 3025 and encodes 803 amino acids. NCBI's taxonomy places the organism in Eukaryota, Metazoa, Mollusca, Bivalvia, Myida, Myidae. The transcript is spliced from 17 exons.